Leptopilina boulardi is the source of this 2493-nucleotide messenger RNA. RefSeq names its product neprilysin-2-like. Gene Ontology annotation, molecular function: metalloendopeptidase activity. The coding region runs from base 175 to 2286 and encodes 703 amino acids. The transcript is spliced from 11 exons. Gene Ontology annotation, biological process: protein processing. Gene Ontology annotation, cellular component: plasma membrane. NCBI's taxonomy places the organism in Eukaryota, Metazoa, Arthropoda, Insecta, Hymenoptera, Figitidae. The record is from RefSeq and is a predicted model, not a curated record.
AACAUAAAAUAAUCAAUAAAAAUUUUGUGAUACAUUGAAACAUUUUUAAACUUUAGUAGUAUAGUAAUUUUCAGUUCUAUUAUAGUCACUCCACCGAACGUAUAUAGUUAUUUGUUCUUCGCAAAAAAACUAAACAAGAGAAGGUAUACACAGUACUUUUGUGAAAGUGUCAAAAUGUUGAACAACGAGCAGAAAAACUUUAUGAAAAACACUAGAUGGAGAAGAGCACUAGAUUUAAAACUAGAACUAAAAACAUUCUGCUUUGCACUUCUUAUAUGUCUACCAGAAGCACAUACUCUUAAAAAAACAUCGGAUAACAUAAAAGAUUACUGCUUGAAACCUGAAUGCCUUGACACAGCCUCAAGAGUAUUAGAGUACAUGGACCAACGUUUUGAUCCUUGCGACAAUUUUUAUAAAUUUGCCUGCGGUAAGUUUCCAAAAUCGAGGAGGAUUUCAAAUUACGAAUCGGAUAAAAUCGAUGGUUUUUCUCUUCUUGAGAAUAAAAUUGAACAAGAAAUGAAGACAAUUCUAGAGAAGAAUUACGAACCUACUGAACCAAACUAUGCAAGAUUAAUAAAAGCUUUUUAUAGAGAAUGUAUGAAUGCAAAUAACACCAAACAACAAAAUCUAAAUUCAAUUUUGGACUUGUUAAAAAAAAUUGGUGGAUGGCCACUUUUAGAAGGAAAUUCUUGGAAUAAUGUGAAUUUCCAAUGGGAAAAAUUUGGCUCCCUAUUGGACAGUUCCAAAGAUAAUUUCAUUUUUUCAAAUUUUCGCCAAGAUACAAAAAAUAAUUCAAACAUAAUCCUACGAAUUGAACAACCAACAAAUCUUAAUGUAUCCCCUAAAUAUUAUAAUGAAAUAAAUGACACUGUACAUCUUUUUGGAGCUAAAAAUGAUAAUAUUAAAACUGAUAUAGAUAAAAUUAUCGAAAUAGAAAAAAUGCUUAUUAAUAUAACUGUGCCAACGAGAGAUAGAAAUUAUAUUAAUCUUACUAGAAUGACUAUUAAAGAACUCAAUGGAAAUUAUUCUAAUAUUUUGUGGAGAGAAUACAUUGAUUCUAUUUUGAACCCAGUUACUAAUAUCAGAGAUGAUGAUAUUAUAUUUGUUAUGGAUCUAAGCUACUUUCAUCAAUUGAACAAUCUAAUUAAUCAUAUCUCAAAAAAAGAUCAAGCAAAUUAUCUUAUAUGGAAAGCAAUUAACGAUCUUCUUAGUAAUUAUGUUGGCGCUAGUGAAGACAAUCCGCAGAAAUGGAAACAUUGUUACAAUACUGUAAAUAAUUUUUUCCAUAAUAGUCUUGGAAUGCUCUAUGUCAAAUACUACUUCAAUUUAUCAGAAUCUGGGAAAAAAGAUAUCGACGAAAUGUUCGAAAAUAUUUUUCAGCAGUUCAAUACUCUUCUAAAUGAAAGUUAUUGGCUGGAUGAUAAAACAAAGGAAAAGGCUUUAGAGAAACUUGCAUCAUUGUCUAUAACACAUCCAGUAAUUUUCAAAUUAUUUGAUGACAUGGAAAUUGAUGAAUAUUACGCAAAGUUGAAUAUAACGCCAAAUAAUUAUCUUCAAUUAAUAAUUGACAUACAAAAAUUUAACAGAAAUAAAGAUGCAGAUUUAUUUAGAAAAUCUUUAAAUAAAAAUAGUUGGAAUCAACAGUACAAUCCAAUGAAAGUGGGGGCAAUGUCUAUUCCUUUUAAUAAUAGUAUUGCUGUAUCACCCGGUAUUUUUCAAGGAGUUUUCUUUAAUGAAAACAUACCUCAGUACAUGAAUUAUGGAUCAAUAGGAUUUGUCAUUGGACACGAAUAUACUCACGGUUUUGACAGUUUUGGUCGAAAUUUUGAUAAACUGGGAAAUCUCGUCAAUUGGUGGGAGCCGGAAAGCAGUGAAAAUUUUCGUUCAAGGGUUCAAUGCCUUAUUAAUCAAUAUGGAAACUAUACAUUAAAUGAAGUUAACUUAAAAAUAAAUGGCACGAUAACGGCAGAAGAAAAUACUGCAGAUAAUGGUGGAGUUAAAACUGCAUAUUUAGCUUAUCAGAGCUAUGUGAAAAAACAUGGUCGCGAAGCUUUGUUGCCAGGUGUAAAUUAUACACAACUUCAGCUCUUUUGGAUUAGUUUUGCUCAAACUUUUUGCGAGAAAAUUACUCCACAUAAACAGAGGAACAAAAUUAACAGCGACUAUCACAGUCCUGGGGAAUUUCGAGUUCUUGGUUCCCUUGUCAACCGAGAAGAAUUUGCAAAAGAUUUUCAAUGUUCAAACAACAAGUGGAUGAAUCCUAGAGAGAAGUGUUCCGUUUGGUAAUUCCAAAAACGAAAUUGACAAUUCAAUAUAAACAUAGAGAUCUGUUUGAACGAUUUUAUUUAAUUUAACACAGUUUUUGAGUUUUAUUUUUAUAAAUUAAGAAUUCCAUUUUCUAAGUGUAAUACAAAUAAAUAUUUAUUUUCUUAUAUUAGUCAAGUAACCGACUAAUUGAAUGAAAUAAAUUUUCUUUCAGUGUAGAAAAAAAAA